Messenger RNA from Rhineura floridana, 993 nucleotides. RefSeq names its product olfactory receptor 6B1-like. Gene Ontology annotation, cellular component: membrane. The coding region runs from base 10 to 993 and encodes 327 amino acids. Gene Ontology annotation, biological process: G protein-coupled receptor signaling pathway. NCBI's taxonomy places the organism in Eukaryota, Metazoa, Chordata, Lepidosauria, Squamata, Rhineuridae. The transcript has a single exon. Gene Ontology annotation, molecular function: G protein-coupled receptor activity; olfactory receptor activity. The record is from RefSeq and is a predicted model, not a curated record.
AGUCAUUAAAUGAAGCAAUUCAUGGCAAAAAGAGCAAAGGAUAAUCAAACAACAGUGACAGAAUUCAUCCUUCUAGGAUUCAAGACUUUUCCUGAACUGCAGACUCUCCUCUUUGUUCUGUUUUUGGCAAUCUACAUGGUGACAAUGGCUGGAAACAUCCUUAUAGCUGCAGUAGUCAUAGCCAAACAUCACCUUCACAAGCCCAUGUACUUCUUCCUGGGGAACUUGUCCAUAUUAGAGACUUGCUACACCUCAACAAUCCUCCCUAGGAUUUUGGCUAGUUUUAUGAGCAACUACCAUGGGAUUACUUUUAGUGGGUGUUUCCUCCAGUUCUAUUUCUUUGCUUUCUUGGCUGGAGCAGAGAGUUAUCUCUUAUCUGCAAUGUCUUAUGACAGGUAUUUAGCCAUAUGUAAACCACUACAUUAUGUAACUCUUAUGAACAGCAGGUUGUGUGUUCAAUUGUCUUUUGCUUCUUGGGUAACUGGUGCUGUGGCUAGUGCAUUUACAACAUUCUUCGCAUCACAACUAACAUUUUGUGGCCCCAAUGAAAUUGACCAUUUCUUUUGUGAUUAUGCACCAUUGUUAAUGCUCUCCUGUAGUGAAACCCAGCAAACAGAAAUUGUGAUGACAGUCUUGGGCUCUGCAUGCACGAUGCCACCAUUGAUGCUGACCCUGACCUCCUAUGUUUGCAUCAUCAGCACCAUUUUGAAAAUCCCUUCAAACACUGGCAGGCGCAAAGCAUUCUCUACCUGCUCCUCUCAUCUUAUCGUGGUCACAAUUUUCUAUGGGACUCUAAUCAUAGUGUACAUAUUACCAAAGACCAACACACUGAGGGAUCUGAACAAAGUCUUUUCUGUUUUCUACACAAUCCUGACUCCCAUGUUCAAUCCCUUCAUCUACAGCCUGAGGAAUAGAGAGUUUAAGGAAGCCCUUAGAACAGCCAUCAACCAGUUUGUGUCUUUGAGAAGAACUCUCAGAAUACAUCCUCAGUAA